Messenger RNA from Aureobasidium vineae, 924 nucleotides. The record is from the annotation of a GenBank genome assembly. NCBI's taxonomy places the organism in Eukaryota, Fungi, Ascomycota, Dothideomycetes, Dothideales, Saccotheciaceae.
AUGGGCGUUCAAUCCAAAGAGGUCGUUCCGCCAUGGGGCCUGGCAGUUGCUGGCGCGACUGGUGCCGUUCUCGCGAAUGCUCUUGUGUACCCGCUGGACAUGUACGAAGCAUUGUUGAUGGUGGAGAGUGCUUCGAAUGCUAAUCAGCUGGCAGAGNUCAAGACGCGUCUGCAAGUUCAAGUAAAGAGAAAGCCGAAUGAUGUAUCGACUACUACAAAUGAUCGACACUACGAAGGCACUCUGCACGCAAUCAACUGUAUCAUUGAGGAUGAGGGUCUGGCAGGUCUAUAUUCGGGCAUGUUCGGUUCGCUUCUUGGAGUCGCAAGCACGAAUUUCGCCUACUUCUAUUGGUACUCUGUUGUUCGAACCUUGUACGUUUCACGACUCGCCGUCCCCGGGCCUCCGUCGACCGCCAUCGAGCUCAGCUUAGGCGCAGCUGCCGGAGCUCUCGCACAGCUCUUCACGAUCCCAAUUGCAGUCGUUACGACGAGACAGCAGACACAACCCAAGGNNGGAGACAAGAGAGGCAUGUUGGAAACAGCANAAGAGGUCGUCAACAGCGAGGACGGCUGGACAGGGUUGUGGAGAGGCAUGAAGGCGAGCUUACCGCUUAUCGUUGCAAAGGUCGGUCUACAAUCCAGACCGCCGCCUGCUAGAAUGGGCAAGCCCUUCAGUUCUUUCCUCGAAGUUAUGAGGUACAUCAUCGACAACGAAGGCCCCAUGGGGCUCUUCAAGGGCAUUGGUCCUCAAAUCCUGAAAGGGUUGUUGGUACAAGGACUUCUGAUGAUGACANAAGAGAGAAUGGAGCUCAUGUUCGUUCUGCUCUUCAGAUAUGUGCGUAAGCUCAGGGCAGAGAAGUUGCAGAAGGUUGCAGAGUUCGCAGCCGAGAAGGCGAGGAAAGUCGCCCCUGUUAUGAUGAAGUAG